Molecule: messenger RNA, 3265 nt
Organism: Cuculus canorus (common cuckoo)
Lineage: Eukaryota; Metazoa; Chordata; Aves; Cuculiformes; Cuculidae
Gene: LRRC26
Product: leucine rich repeat containing 26
Exons: 2
Coding region: 17-985 (322 amino acids)
Cellular component (GO): plasma membrane
Molecular function (GO): protein binding
Source: RefSeq, a predicted model, not a curated record
GGCGGUGAGCGGUGGGAUGUGUGCUGCUGCAGGGAGCCAAGCACAUCCACCCGUUCCCCUUGCAGCCAGGCACUGCCUGGCACCCAUCGGCUCACCCGAGGGUGCUGGGCAAGGAAGGGCAUCCUGCCUCUUGGAGAACCCCGGCACGAGAGGUCGAAGAGCCCUUGCCACCUUGCCGUCCAUGGGCUACUGGAGGGGCUCCAGCAUCCUGCUGGCCUGUCUACUUCUCCUGCACCCGCUGCCCUCGACAGCCUGCCCCGCCGUGUGCCGCUGCUCCUCGGGGGAGGUUGACUGCAGCGAGCGUGCCCUCCGUGAGGUGCCGCAGAGCCUGGCAACCAACACCAGCGCCCUGUGGCUCGACUACAACUUCAUCACCAUGCUGGGGCCACGCUCCUUCCCUCCCCUGCCGGAGCUGCUGCGGCUCAGUCUGCCCUACAACCGUCUAGGGCUGAUCCACAGCCAGGCACUGGUGGGGCUCGGGGUGUUGCAGGAGCUGGACCUCAGCAACAACUACCUAAUCGUGCUGACCCCCGAAACCUUCCUGCCCCUCACCAGCCUGACCACGCUCAACCUGGGCAGCAACAGGCUGGGGAAGCUGGAGCCGGGGGUGCUUCUUGCCCUGCCCCAGCUCCAAGCUGUCCUCCUGCAGGACAACCCCUGGGUGUGCAGCUGCAGCAUCCUGCCCCUCUGGCGCUGGCUUAGCCACAACAGGGAAAAAGUUCAAGAGCAGAGUUCACUCCUCUGCAGGGUCCCAGAGCAGCUGAACAAGCAUCCAAUCUUGGACUUUGGGAAUGAGUCCUUCAGGCAAUGCCAGGAGACCUCACUGCCCGCCCAGCACUACAUUGCUUUCUUCAUCAUUGGACCAUUCUCCUUCAUGGCCAGCAUCUUCAUCUGCACCUUCAUGGGCUCCACCACAGUGAUUUACCACAACCUGCGCAGGGACCCCCACUUCUGGAGGAGAUCCCACAUCUGCAGUGGCCGUUGAGGCAGAGCGAUCAGGCUUUAGCCUUGGGCAGGCUAUGGUCCAUGCCCUUCUAUAACUACCAGCACACUCUGUGGCAAACGUUUCUCUGUGGACCAGUGAGAAGAUACUUCAUGCCUGGAAAUCACUUUUCUUCCUCCUCCCAGAGUCCCCAGCGAUGAUGCCAAGCUCCCUCUCUCCUGCUCCUGGGGGCAGCAGCCUCCAGCUCAGCCCCGCUGCAGGCAUGGUCAGAUCACAGCAGCUCUGUGUCUUUUGGGAGGCUCCUCGAGGCCACCCUCAGCCCUGCACACCCCCUUCCCGGGGUGGGGGCCAGGUGAUCUCUCUCCUCCAUCUCACCCUGUCCUGCCCCUUCUUCUGCCCAAGGCCCUCAGUGUGCUUUUCAGGAUUGAACUCUGUCUCUGUGUGCUUUUUGGUGCAUCCUGGGAGAUCCUGCGUGCAUCAGAGGACACACCACAUACCUCUGAGUGCUUUUCAGUGCACCCCAGGAGCCUUCAUUUGCAUUUUGGUGCAGGCCAGCAGCCUCUGAAUGCCUUUCAGUUUGCCCCAAAGCCCUCCUUGGACCUUUCGGUGCCCCCAGCACUCCCCACUCACCAGUCAGUGACUCCAGCAUCUUCAAUGUCCCUUUCCAUGCCCUUAAGACCCCUUAGCUUGGCUUUUCAUGCAUCCAAAUGCCAUCCAUUUGUCUUUGUGCAUCCAGACAGGCAUUAGUUUGUUUUUUGGUGCAUCCCAGAGCUCUCUGUGUGCCUUUUGGUGCACCUGAAGAUCUUUGGAUGCCUUUGGGCACUCCAGAGCCUCCAUGGGAUGCUCAGAAAGCCUAAGACCCCUCUGUGUGCUGCCCGAGGACAAGACAGUCUACAAAAUGUUCCUUUUACAGUUUUUUCUCCCCUCGAGACAGGGCUGCUGGCGCUGAGAAGGCUCAGCCAACAGCCAAGAUCUACAUUGAGGCUGAGGUUUCAGGUGAGGUUGGAGAGAAACAAAGCCUUGAGCUCCCACUUAUGUGGUUCAGCAAAGGGGCUGCCAAAGGAUGGGUGAGGGUGCACAGCGAUUCCGCCCCCGGUAGGUUUUCCCCUAGGCUAUAGCUUAUCCCAGGCUGAAGUCUGGGGUUACCUCAAUGAUGGAAGAGGAAAUAAAAUAAGCCCGUGUGGAUUUACACAACAGAGACUUCAGCCUUUGCUGCUGCCUCCCCUCCCACCACCCACAAACCUUGGCUGGGGCUGUUCCUGCACCUUCGUGUGGUUCUGCCUCCUGCCCUUCCCUGUGGAAAUGCUUCUCCACAGCAUUGCUUGGAAAUGCUCAGUGAAUGUGCCGGGAGAUGGCAUGGAAGGAGGUGGAGCUGUACUUCCAGAGGUGAUGGAACAAUUUUCUCCAGGUUGAGCAACAAGCCCUUUCAGGAAUGAGUUCUUACCCACUGCAAAGCAAUAACAGAUUUGAGAUGACUGUGGCCAUCAGCCUCCCCCUUCGCUCGAUCUCCUGCCUGUGCAAGAGCUGCAGGACAAGCCAGGGAUGCAGCUGGAGUCAAUGCAUCCUUCAGGAAGCUCUUGGCAAGGGUGAAAUAAAACAUGCAGAGAAUAAACCAAAUGUCACCUCCAUUGUGGCUUGCUCCCAUUUUUAUUGUCGAGAGAGAAACCAGCCCUGUGUGCUGCCACACUGCUCAAUUCUCACUCAGCUCUUCCUGAGGUGCCUCUUCCCAACAGGUAGCUGGUAAAAGCAGCAGAUCCUUAAGCACUACCAGCUCUGCACCCGGAAUGGCUGCAGAACCUCUGCCAGGAUCAGUCCCUUGCAUGGUGCCCUUCCCAGGAGCAAUGCCAGCCUUCUCUAGUGACAGCACUCAGUCCUCCUGGAGAAGGCCUGGGCUUCUCAUUUUCAGUUAGGACCUCGCUCAUCAUCCUGUGUGGGCACGUGAGCCCUGCUCCUCCUCUUUGAUUGUCCUGGGGCUGAGACUCCUGUGGAGGUUGGGUGGGUGGUCUCAGCACGUGAGGAGCAUGCUGUGAACGAGAUGCUGCUUCAGCUCAGCCUAGGUGAGCUGUGUUCCAAGAAUCCCUCAGGACACCUUCCCUCUGGAUGGCUGAUGUGCAGAGACUUCCCAGAUGCCUUCCUCUCUGCAAUCGGUCCUCUGUCCCCAGUGGCCAUGCCCCACGCUGGCUCCCAGGAGCUGGGGCACACUUCAGUGACGGCGGACUGUUCUCCCCUGGAUGGAGAUGGCUGAGAGCCAACUGGCUUGAUGCUACCAUUUGAACAGGUUUGGGCUGUCCCCAGCCCCUGCUGCCCCUCCUGUCCCCCACC